AUGUUCGCAAAGAAGCGGUCCGCAGUCCACCAGGUUCGAGGGAACGCGGCGAAGCGCAACAGCGGCGUCACACGCAAUGACAUUGGAUGUGGCACUCUCGGCUGCACGCUCUGCACAGCGGCCGUCUGCAGCGGGCGUGGGGCGUGUAUCGCCCCCACCGCGCCCAUCAUGAUUCCCGAUACUAACAUUGUGCUGCACAACAUGAACGCCCUCGAGGAUUCACGGGUGCAAAACAUCUUGUUCCUAUCGACUGUUGUGUCAGAAGUGCAGAACCGCAACAAGGCCAUCUACCUACGGCUGCAACGCCUUCUGGGUGAUGAGCGAAAGCAAUGUUAUGUCUUCUCUAAUGAUCGAUACGAGCAAACGCACUGCAUGGUGGAGCGAGACGAGAGUCCAAAUGACUUCAACGACCGCUGCAUUCGUGUCGCGGCUCGCUGGUACGCUCAGCACCUGGCCCUUGCCUUUCCGACGGCGGCACCAUCCGUGCUUCUUGUGUCGCAUGACAAGUUGCUGCGACAGGCGCUCACGACCAGCACGACGGAGGAGGAAGUCACGCUGAAUCUUGCAUGCGUCACACUGCGUCACUUUCUUGAGCAGACCGUCACCGCCGGCUCUGACCUGCUGGAGAAGAUACAGUACGAGCAGCCGGCUGGCAUGAAAGAGUCGCCCACAACGGGCAGCCUCUUCACUCCCCAUCUGGCCCUGGGUGUGGUGGAGAUGGGCAUCCAAGCUGGCACCUACCUUCGUGGCAAGUUGCGCGUUAGUGAGGCAAACUGUUUCUUUGGUGAGAUUCGUGGAAAAUGGGAGAAUCACCGCUUUGAGCGCGUGCUUCUUCCUGGGCGUGUCAACCUCAACCGCGCAAUUCACGAUGAUAUUGUGGCAGUUGAGUUGCUGCCUAUUUCAUCAUGGCGUGGCCCCAAAAACGCGCCGCCGCUCGAUGACAGCCGUAUGACAGAAGCGGCAGCGCUGGAGUCCGGCUACGCACCGGUGGGGCGAGUUGUUAGCAUCCUCAGCAUGCAGCGCCGUCCAUUCUGUGGCAGCAUUGAUGUUGAGGAACUUAAGCGGCUCGCCGCAUCGCCAGGGUCUGCGGUGGGUGUUGUCAGUGUGUUGUUCCAGCCUAAAGAUAACCGUAUUCCGCGUAUCCGCAUCUCCACGAAGCAUGUGGGUGACCUCAAGGACAAGCGGCUGAGUGUCAUCAUCGACGACUGGCAGGAGUACAGCAGCUUCCCUGUGGGUCACUACGUGGAGGUACUUGGCACUAUUGGUGACAAGGACACCGAGGCAAAGGUGAUCCUGCUUGAGAACGACAUUCCGCAUUACGACUUCAGUGAUGCGGUGUAUGACUGCUUGCCGAAGGGAGAGUGGAGUGUGUCAGAGGAGGAGCUGCAGCGCCGGUUGGAUCUGCGAGAUCUGUGCGUUGUGAGCGUGGAUCCGCUUGGCUGCCGCGACAUUGACGACGCGCUGCAUUGCCGUGUUGUGAACGGCAACCACCUCGAGGUUGGUGUUCACAUUGCCGAUGUCACACACUUCCUCCAUGAGCAUGCCGCGAUGGAUGAGGAGGCGGCAAAACGCAGCACAAGUGUGUACCUUGUCGAUAGGCGCAUCAACAUGCUGCCGCAGCUGCUCACAGAGAAUCUCUGCUCUAUUGUGGCCAACGAGGACCGCUACGCCUUCACCAUCAUGUGGGAAUUCGAUGAGAACCUCAACGUGGUGCGGGACUAUUUUGGCAAAACGGUGAUUCGCUCCCGUGCUGCACUCUACUACGGUGAUGCGCAGCGCAUGAUUGACGACCCUGAUGACACCAGUGAGAUUGCGGUGUCGCUGCGCCACUUGAUGCGCCUCAGUCGACACUUCAAGGCGGUGCGGGAGAAGGACGGUGCGCUCUUCCUCGCCUCACAGGAGUUUAAGUUCAAGGUGGACAACGACCAUGUCAAUCCCACCGACAUGCAGGCGUACCAGACAUUCGAGGCGAACUCCAUGAUUGAGGAGUGGAUGCUCUUCGCCAACGCCGCGGCAGCACGCAAGGUGUACGCAAGUUACCCACGGUGGACACUGCUUCGCCGGCACCAGGCCCCUGCAGAGAAUGCCUUUGACGCGCUGAAUGAGGCACUCCAGCGCAAGAUUGGAGUGCGCCUCGACGAUGCAUCGUCGCUGGCGUUGAACAACUCGCUCAGUCUCUGCGUUGACAAUGAUGAUGCGUACUUUAAUAACCUCAUCCGCAUUCUCGUUACACGGUGUCUGCGGCAGGCACAGUACUUCUCCAGUAGCGAGGUUUCACAGGAUGAGUUUCAACACUUCGGUCUCGCCAUGCCAAUCUACACGCACUUCACCUCACCUAUUCGCCGCUACGCGGACGUGAUUGUACACAGGCAGCUCGCUGCGGCGCUCGGUAUCAUGGAGGUCAGUGAGACUCACAUGGACGCCUCCAAGAUGGAGGCGCUUGCGGCAAACAUCAACUACCGCCACGAGCAGGCACAGCGGGCAGGGCGCGACUCGCAGAAUCUCUUCACUGGAUUCUACCUGCGAAACUUCGCCAACCAGAGCAUACCACCCGAGGACGGCUACGUUGUGAAGCUCUCCGAGACGCAUGUGUUUGUACUCGUUCCAAAGUACGGGCAGGAGAGUAAGAUCCCGAAGGAGCAACUGAAGUGCGUGCCAAACCUACUCGAUAAGGUUCAGGUGGGGAUUGAAGUGCGGCAGCGCGGCGAUGUGCUUCGGACAACUCUCGUUUUUUCACUGAUUGGGCUGAUGAAGGAGCCUGAGAACGGCGGAGGGCAACUGGCGGAAGAGGCUGGGCACGAGGUGGAAGGAGCGAAGGAGGAAGCGGAACCUUUACGCAAGAAGCCUCGGGUGGGGGAGGAGAACAGCAAAACAAACGCUGGCAGCGACAACGAGUAA
Trypanosoma grayi is the source of this 2898-nucleotide messenger RNA. Its product is annotated as putative mitochondrial exoribonuclease DSS-1. Gene Ontology annotation, molecular function: endonuclease activity; RNA binding; 3'-5'-RNA exonuclease activity. Gene Ontology annotation, biological process: rRNA catabolic process. The transcript has a single exon. Bases 1 to 2898 code for a protein of 965 amino acids. The record is from RefSeq and is a predicted model, not a curated record. Gene Ontology annotation, cellular component: cytoplasmic exosome (RNase complex); nuclear exosome (RNase complex). Lineage: Eukaryota; Euglenozoa; Kinetoplastea; Trypanosomatida; Trypanosomatidae.